This is a messenger RNA of Phaedon cochleariae (mustard beetle), 4245 nucleotides long. Lineage: Eukaryota; Metazoa; Arthropoda; Insecta; Coleoptera; Chrysomelidae. The record is from the annotation of a GenBank genome assembly.
AUGGGAAGCACUUCGUCCAAAUUCAAGAAGUACCUACAGCAUGGAGAUGAAUUCGCUGCUAUGCAGAUAUACCAGAGUUCGCCGGAGCUCAGGAAAAAUCUGGAUCCGAACCUGAGCUACGGAGAAAAUCAUAAUCACAAUACUGCUCUACAUUAUGCUGCCAAACACGGUAUGAAGCAUUUGCUUAGGACCUUUCUCAAUGACCUUGGUGGUAACCCGAACAAGAAGAACGGUCUCAACGAGACUGUCUUGCAUGCCGCUUGUCAACUCAACCAGACUAAAAGCUUCAGCGCUCAGGAGCGAAGAGCAGCUUGCGUCCAGCUGCUUCUAUACUGGAAGGGGGUCGCACUCAAUGAUGGGGGACGGGAGAAGGUUGAUUUAGCUGCGCAAGAAAGAGAGGGAAAUACUGCUUUACAUUGGGCUGCUCAGACAGGAUUGAAACGGUGUGUGGAAUUACUGUUGGCCCAUGGAGCUCCACUUUUUGUGGAGAACAAUGACAGGUUGACACCAUGCGAUUUGGCCAUGAGAGGUUCUUAUCACGAUAUAGCAAUGUUACUGGAAAGCAGAAUGGUUUUCGCUGAGAACGCUGACUUGGUCAAUGAGGAUGAAAUAAUCAACGAGCAUGAAGUCUACAGUGGUCUCAGAAGUCAAGACUUGCAAGAAGCCAAAGACCAGCUACUUGUGGAUACAUCUGAUAUGCUCAAGAUUCCACUGUUCACUGCAGAAGCUCUGUUGAGGAAUAAUGAAUGGUCCAGAGAGCUUUUACUGGAAAAGUGGAUGAAAGAUCCGGGAGAGUGCUGCCAGUUAGCAGGAGUUCAAGCACCUUCAACUGUUCUACACCACGCCUCCUCGAUUGAGUCUAGCAUUUCUACUGAAACCAACACAGUGGGAGAUGUAGACAUAAUGUGCGAAAUCUGCCUGUCGGCCAUUCCUGCUACCGACCUUCGCCCUGUCAGCGUCUCCUGCCGGCACUCGUUCUGCCGGUCCUGCUGGCGGCGCUACUUGGAGACGCGGAUCCUAGAUGGCGACGCGCACCACAUCCUCUGCCCCGCUUACCAGUGCCACAUCCUGGUACCCGUCGAGUUAAUAGAGAGGCUGGUCACUCCGGAGAUGGCCAGGAGGUACCUGCAGUUCGAUAUCAAGGCCUUCGUUGAGAGCAACAAGAGUAUCAAAUGGUGCCCUGUGGCAGGCUGUGGUCGAGCGGUAAGACUCCCAGAAGCCGAACAAACCAUCGCAGAUGGGCGUGGACUUAGAAACGUCAACAAGAAGAACAUCCCGGUGACGUCACACGCCGUCGAUUGCGGAAAUGCUCACUUCUUCUGCUGGGAAUGCUUGGGAGAGGCACAUGCUCCAUGCGGGUGCAAGCAAUGGCAAGAAUGGCAAAUGAAAAUCAAUGAAGUUAAGCCGGAAGAACUGAAGGCCUCUUGCAGUGGUUCAGAAGAUGCUGCCAACUGUCUAUGGCUGGUGACCAACUCGAAACCUUGUCCCAACUGCAAGAGUCCCAUUCAGAAGAAUGAAGGUUGCAAUCACAUGAAAUGUUCGAAGUGCAAGUUCGACUUCUGCUGGGUAUGCCAGGAGUCCUGGAAGCGGCACAGCUCGGCGACGGGUGGCUACUUCCGGUGCAACCGCUUCGAGGCCGUGCGAAAAGCAGACGAGCAGCAGGGCUCGCUGAUCAUCGAGGCCACGGACAGGAACAACCAGAUGCAGGAGGUGUCGCGUUUCCUGCACUUCUACACGCGGUUCAGGAACCACGAGAACAGCCAGAAGCUGGAGGAGCCGCUGCUGACGAGCGUCAAGAAGAAGAUGGGCGUGCUUGCUGGCAGUUUGGUGCACAAGAAAGGGGAAGAGUUGGGUGACAAAUGCACCAAAUUCAUAGAGGAUGGAGUUAGAGAGCUAUUGAAAGCUAGAAGAGUGCUAUGUGGUUCUUAUGUAUAUGGGUACUACUUAGAAGACGAUGGAUACAAUAAAACAAUUUUCGAAUUCAUGCAAAAUGAGCUAGAAGAGGUGACUGAAAAACUAAGUGAGAUGAUAGCCAGACCCUACCUACGCACACCCAAGACUGUGAUAGUACAAACCUCAGCUCUAGCAAGAAGAAAAAGACAUGAAUUUGUCAGAGCCGUAGCUCAAGGACUGAUACCCCCUGAAACCCCUCCCAUGCAAAGAAAGCGAAAGAAGAGAUACCUCGAUUCGGAUCUCUCUCAGACUUGUGCAUGGCUGAAAGACUGCGAAUGGCCUGAAUACGAUACAGACGAAGAGACUGACCUGAGCAUAGCUCAUAAAAGCGUCCCCUACACGCAAAGUUCCCCUAACAAGGACCACCAGUGUGGUCUGCUGUGCAGCAGGAGCUGUGGACGAUCAGAGUACAACAUGGAGCUUAUCAUCGCCCUGGAGAUGUCCAGGCUGCAGAUGAUCGAAGAUAGGAUGAAGCAGGUGCAGGCGCAAGCGCAAAACAAUCCGAAUAUUGCCGUCACUCCCGAUCCUAGCUCUAGUAUCUCCAACAACAGCACUGAAAGCACCGAUGACCAGCUGAAGUUGGCUAUACAGCUCAGCUUGCAGGAAUCGACUGCGACGCUGAGCAAGCAAAUUCAAGCUGAGGAGCAGAGGAGUCUUCAGAGAACCAACGCUGAAAUAACGGUGGACUACUUCCUGAAGUCUCUAGCGAAUCACAAGAUCGAUUUCAAGUCGUUGGAUAGGUAUGGUAACGAAGGGGACAAAGAACUUUGUUUCAAGCCUUGCAGAGGUAAUGAGGAUGGGAGGUUUCAGAUUUCUGAUAUACAUGAAAACGGUUUCGCUUUCGAAGACGCUGAUGAGUAUGAUAGUGACGUACGUCUGAAGAGAUCUCAUUCCACAGGUGAUCUUUGCGUUAGAAGAAACGGUCGUGGUACUAGAGUGAGGAUGAGUGGUGAAGAACCAAGAUAUCAUUUGGACUCGGACCAUAGUAGCCAACACGAUGACAAGCCGGAAGAUAUGGUACGUAGACUGCUAGCACUGCCAUCUACCUCAGUACGUACGAAACAAUUCUUGCUGUUGCACACUUCGUAUCCUGAAGAGGAAAGUUACCAGGGUCAGAGUUCUGUAGAGGAUACCACUACUUCUGAUUCGAUCAAUGCCGAUAUGGAAGUGUGUGGGAUUCUGAAUUCUAUCACUGAUGAGGACCUAGGUAGUAAAAGUUACGACGAAGAAAUCAAAAAGACUGAUCAAAUAGCCAAAAUAUCCGAUUGCAAAAAGCAAACUCACAACCCCUUCGCUACCCUAAAAGCUAAAUUGUGUUCAGCGCAUUUACCGAAAACCAGCUAUCUAACCAGGAUAGCUGUGAACAAGAGCAUAGGCCUGUUAGGUGACGGCAAAUCGAAAAAAUGUUGUGAUAAAACCGAAAAGAAGUGUCACGAGGAGAAGAAACGCUACGACGAUAAACAGUGUCACGAAGAAAUCAAACAGAGGGUGGAACCAGAACGAGGCAUAGUACGGAAAUAUGUGGUGGGAAGCGAAUGCAAGAGCGAGAAACAUAGUCCCAAGAAACACCAGAAGAGCUGCAAGCGAAAUAGUUUCUCCAAGUCGACUGGAUUUUUGAUCGAGGAACAAAGAAGAGCUUCCAAAGGGCUGUCCUCGAACCUGCGCAUCAAGAUAUGCAAGAGUCCGCCGAAAAAGACUGAUCACCCCUUGGAGACGGACAGCUCCAACGAGUACGAGAGCGAGACGGGGAUUCCCAAGUCCCCUACCCUGUUCAUCUCAGGCGUCUCGAUAUCGCGAACGCCUGAGCCCAAGUCCCCUGGAAUGAGCCUGGCUCAGGGCGGGCGCACCUCCCGCUCGUCCAGCCUGAGCGUGCCGGCGCCCCUGAGCACGUGCUCGCUCAGCAUAUCCAGCACCAGCCUGAGCAACUCGAACUCUUUGCCGCCGGAGCCGUUCACGCCUUCGUUGGUCAGGUCCACCACGCCAAUGUCUUCAAGGUCGAAUAUCCACACACCCAGUACUAGUCCCUCGAAGUCUACCAAAGAAAACGGAAAAUCCAAGAGUGCCAGUGAACCGGAAAGGGAAAGGGAAAUGUUCAGGUUCCCGAAAUCUUCUACAGACGGGGCACUGAGUUCGGUGCUUCACGUGCAAGAGUCGAAUUUGAGCUCGGACGACUUCCACGAGGCUUUGUUUUUGUUGGAGAGGUCGCCUAAGACUAGGGACUCGAAAAGAAAGAAGAAGUCGAAGAAGAAAGAGAAGGACGACAAAAAAGAAGACCAGAGCUCCGUUCUGUAA